AGAGCAGACAAUCUGCAGAGGGCAGCUGAAGUAUUUAGAAGAAUAAUACUUUUCAUUAUUAAAUAAAUGGGUGGGUGGGUUCUUUGUUUUUUCUCCAAAGGCUGUCCCACCAAAGGAAUAGCAGAUCUCACCCUUUGUUCUGUUCCCACUUAUUUGCUUUUAGGAUUCCCUCUGCUUUGGAUGGGAAGUGCAGUGUUUUCUGAGCUGCUGACUUCCGUGAAGAUGAAAUGUUUCUGUCCCUAGUGUAAUUUACUUACACAGAUGAGGAGUCUGGGUCUUCUGUUGAGGGAAGGACCUUCAUGACUAGGAAACAUUUUUCUGUCCUAUUUGCUGCUGCUUAGUUCCUUUCCCUUGGAAUUCAGUAAGCAUGGGGCCAUCGAAUGGAGAUGAGGAAGAGGAGAGUAUAAUCCUGAUCAGUGAUGAUGAAGCAGAGAACACACUUGGGAGUUCAGUUGUGGUAGUAGAGCCGCUGGAGAAGACGGUCCUGGAAGAGGAGAAAUCUGGAGAGGUUGUGGAUGAGGAAUGUGAACUAAUGGUUACUUUCUGUAAACAAGCCAAAGUUAUGCCUCAUGCAAGAUAUGACUGUACAGUACAUCUGUUUGAGCGAAUGGAAUGUGAUACAUGUUCACCCCUUGGAAAAAAUGCUGAUAUUUGUAAUCAGUGCUACUGCUACAUUUGUGAUAAGCUAGCUUCUGAGUUCUCCUCAAAUGUUGAUAUCUAUCUGCUUUACAACACUACUAAUACUUUUUAUUUAGUCAAUGUCUGAUGUUACUACUAGUAAUCUGUGCCAGAACUGGACAACUCCUUCCCUCUGUCAUUGCAAUGCGCAUAACAAAAGCAAAUUCUGGAAGGACCAGCGUGAUUUUUCCUUGGCUGGUGUUCUUGUAAUGUUCAAUUUGGAGCUCACAGACAUAGAUGCAGACCUUCGGCAUGGUGGAAGUCUUCUAAUAAAUUUUAUCCAUGAACUUUCUGUGGAAUAUAAUAAGUAUUUGACUGGAGAAAGAAUGCCUUCCAAACAACAUGAAUGUUUUUGUCUUCCAAAACUGCCACCUGGGCAAUGCAAUACCUGCAAAUCACACCAUAUGGAGGUUGUAUACAAGUAUUCUGGAGUUUUUGCACUGGUAACAAGAUUUUUAGAUCAGGCAGAAAGAGAGAAUCCUAAAGCUGCUGCUGUCAUGUUUCUGGGAGCAGCUAAAGAGAUAGCACUUCAUAAAGACCCUGCUUUAAGCUGGCAGAACCUUGGUCAAACUGCUUCACUAAAGAUUGCUGUCCCUUGUCUGCUGCAAAGGAUCACAACACAACUUCAAAGGAUGCUGGUGUUGUGUGACUUCCCGAAAAGCUUGUAUGAAAAGUUUGUUAAUUUUUUUCAGUCCAUAUCACUUCCAUGUCACUGUUUUGGCUUCUCAAAUAGCUUAAAUGUUGUACCAUGGGACCAUGUAUUACUGACCACUGUUUUAAAAGGCCAGAAUAUUACUGGCCAAAGAACACAGAAGGGAAGAAAAGUAUUUCUGUGGGAAACACUUCCUGUUAUACAGGCUCGAGUGGAAAAAUUGGUAGAUAAAUCAAACUAUAAAGAAGUUGUUCGCUACCUGAGAGCUGUGAAAUGCAAUGAUAGCAAAGGGUUAAGAGAUCUUAGAGACAAAAUCCCAUUCUAUUUGUGUAAAACUGGAGACUUCCUCGAUGCUGCACAUUCACUGUUGUUUCCAGUCAAUAGCCUUGCGUGCUGUACUGCCUGCCGGAUAACACCGUUACAAUUUGAAGUCUACCUAAAGAUGUUCAGAACUGGCAGCGUCCCCAGUGGAAAGGAUUUUCAAGACUCUGGGCCUUGGGUUACAAUCGGCUCUCCUUUGAAAGAUGGUGUUCUAAUUAAGCAGGCACUGAAACUGCUUUACAGCAAUCUUUUGCUAUACAGGAAUCCUAAAUGUUGGAGUUCUCUCAUCAUGAUUUUGGGCAGUAGCAACUUGCUUGGAAAAAACGGAUACCUACAUCCUUUGUCACUGAAAGAGCCACCACUUGAAUUCCAAGAGGAGGUGCUGGCUGCCAGUAGUGGUCUUUUGGAAGAACUGAAGGCAAAAGUUAAUGUUACUUUACCAUCUGCUAUUUUCUCUCCUCAUUUGCAGCGUGAGGCUUGUCUUAUUCUCGCAGUGCAAGCAGUACAGCAGAUGCUUUUCUGUGAUCUUCCAUACUUGACUUCCUUCCUAGAGAUAGCCUUGGCAUUUGGGAAUAACUUUUGGGCUCUGAGGCUAUUACUAGAUCAUCUUUCCUAUGAAGAACAUGUUCUCCAUGGCACUGUCAACUUGAUUUUGAAAGAUCUGAAUUGUCGAAAAGCAACAAUGCUAAAACUAUGGCAAAACCUUGGUCCUCAGUAUGUGGGUGAAUUCCUUUGCCUGUUCCUGACUUGCAGGCAUAAGAAAAUGCAGUCCAUUGGCCUGUUCACUCUGAGUAUUAUUACAGAGAACCUGCAUAUGUGUCCAUGGGCAAAGCAUCUUUGCAAUUUCUUUCACAAUGCAGGAUUAAGGCACCUUCCUCUUGGCACUACAGCUCAUCAUGAAGUCUCCAAGUUCAUAAACAUUUUGGAAAAUCUGUAAUUUUGCUAAAAUUCAUAAGGAUUUUUUUUAAAAAAUUGUCUUAAUCUAAAUGUCUUCCAAGAUUUCCUUGCAUUUUGCUUUGGUUGUCAUUUCUUCCUUCCUUUAAAUGCGUUCAGCUGAAGAACUGACUUCAAAUUUAAUAACAAAAUCCUCGAUUUAAGCAAACAGUGGCUAUAUUUCAGCAAAAGUGCUCUUGAAAUUUUGUUUCUUUCAGGUCCAUAUAUUAAGCGAUUGUUUCUGACUUGGAGAUCAGAAAUCUACGAAAACUGUCUACAGAGAGGUGCUGUUUGGGGUCAGGGGAGAAACAGGGACAAAGUAGAAAGCAGCACAACUCUUUACUUCUGUGUUGUACAAAUAGGGUUCUGGGCAAAAUGUCUGCAGCAGAGCAACUGCUGAGGAAGUGGAAGUUCCCUACGUAAUGGAAACAGUACUACAAUAUGUGAUAAAAUACUGUUUCCAUUCCCUCUUUUAUUGGAUACAUAAUUAUAAAAAAAGAAAAAAACACUGCUCUUCAAGUAGUAUCUUUUGGCCUCCAUUUUUUUUUUUUUUUUUUUUUUUUUUUUGUACUUGCUUCAAGAAAUCAGAUUCAGAAGGGCCUAAUGAGGUAAAUAGCUUGUUUUGUUUGUAUAUACAAAAUCUAUUUUUUAGGUUUUUCAACUGCAGGACUUUGUUUUUACUACAAUACUACACUAGAUGACUGUUAGGCUGGUACUGAUGCCUCUCUUGGUUACUUAUACUGACCAUUAUAAGGAUGCAGUAGUUGACUUUUGAACUGUGGAUUUAGAAAUGGAGAUACAUUUGUAGCCUGAUUAUGCUGUUAGCUACACUGUGAUGCCUGUCUGCAUUGGUUUGGUGGUCGGAGGGGAAAAAAUACUAACAUGUUAUGUACCGUAUUUUGCACACUUCAGGCUUGCAGUGGCUUUUGAAGCUUCUUUAUUUUUCAAGUCUUCUAUAAAAAUUUAGAUGCAUCUAAAACGAC
Molecule: messenger RNA, 3567 nt
Organism: Rhea pennata
Lineage: Eukaryota; Metazoa; Chordata; Aves; Rheiformes; Rheidae
Exons: 20
Coding region: 759-2588 (609 amino acids)
Source: RefSeq, a predicted model, not a curated record